Messenger RNA from Tremella mesenterica DSM 1558, 375 nucleotides. RefSeq lists its product as uncharacterized. The transcript is spliced from 4 exons. Bases 1 to 375 code for a protein of 124 amino acids. The record is from RefSeq and is a predicted model, not a curated record. NCBI's taxonomy places the organism in Eukaryota, Fungi, Basidiomycota, Tremellomycetes, Tremellales, Tremellaceae.
AUGACCAACUGGAUGACUUUACAUGAUGCUUCCCGUAUUCAAUCAACACAAGCUUUGGCAGGAUACGAUCUAUCUUCUCGAAGUUUUCCCGCUAGAGCACAAAGAGCAGCCGCUAGGAAUGCACAUAACGAUAGAGAAGAGGAAAACAAUGGUAUUCAAGUCAAUGGCGGAGCUAUAGCCCUUGGUCUCUUGGGCGUCGCAGCUGGUUUAGCUUGGAUUCACCGUGAUAAGCUCCUUGACCCUGAGUGGAGGAAAGAACAACAAGAUAAUGUCAAAGGUUUCCUCGAGGAUGGUAAUCAACGACUCGAAGUCGUCCAUUCUCAACAGACAUCCAACCAACUUGAAGGAAGACGUUCAGUGAUGAAUACGGUAUGA